AUGGGAGCUUCCUCCCCUCCAGCGAUGGACUGCAAAGGCUUCCAGGCUAUGAGCACGUCUUUGCUCAACGAGCUGGAUGGCGGGGUGUGCAACGGCCUGAGCUACUCCGAGAUCAUCCGAGACUACCCAGACCUGUGGGCUGCCCGGGAGCGGGACAAGCUCAACUUCAGGUAUCCCAACGGGGAGUCUUACAAGGACGUGAUCGGCCGGCUGCGGCCCAUCAUCAUCGAGCUUGAGCGCCAACGGCGCUCAAUCUUGGUGAUAUCACACCUCGCCGUGCAACGCUGCCUCUACGCCUAUUUCACUGGCGCGCCCAUGGAGGAUUCGCGUAACAACGAGGGUUGGGAAACCUAG
This is a messenger RNA of Effrenium voratum, 354 nucleotides long. The record is from the annotation of a GenBank genome assembly. Lineage: Eukaryota; Dinophyceae; Suessiales; Symbiodiniaceae.